CACCGGGGAGGCAGCCGUGCCGUGCCGUCCCGCCCCGCCCCGUGGGUUUGCAUCCUCUCGUGUGCUGCCUGCUGCGUCCACUUGACACAGCUCUGGGCUGUGGUGGCUGACAUGGAUUUUCUCUUCAUCUGCCCCUUUCUGCUGGCGCUGCUGCUGUCCCGGGGCAGCUUUGCAGACCUGGAAAAACAGAGGGUGGACUCUGGCUUGGAAAUCUAUAAGAAGCUGUUUGAGGUGAAGCGCAAGGACCAGAUGAACGCGCUGAAGAACCUGAUCGAGCUCAAUGACAUCAACCAGCAGUACAAAAUCAUUGACAUCAUGCUCAAGGGACUCUUCAAAGUGCUGGAGGACUCCCGGGCUGUGCUCAUCGCUGCUGACGUGCCUCCCGACGGGCCUUUCCCUCAGGAUGAGAAGAUAAAGGAUGCGUACUCCCACGUGGUGGAAAACACUGCCUUCUUCGGGGACGUCGUCCUGCGCUUCCCCAAGAUCGUGCACCACUACUUUGACCGCAACUCCAACUGGAACAGCCUCAUCCGCUGGGGCAUUGGCUUCUGCAAUCUGACAGGCGUGUUCGAGCAGGGACCCCACUCUCAGGUCCUGGGGCUGAUGGCUCAGGAGCUAGGAAUCAGCGAGAAAUCACCCGAUUACCGCAAUCCCUUUAAAACGGACCACUCUGAGUUUUUCCCCAGUGCUGACACCUUCCAGAAGGCGCUGCGGGAGGAGGAGAAGCGGAGGAAGAAGGAGGAGAAGCGGAAGGAGAUCCGCAAGGGCCCGCGCAUCUCCCGCUCGCAGUCGGAGCUGUAGCGUGCGGGGGCUUGCGCCUCGCGGCGGGGGCAACGCCGCCGGGACGUGGAGCAGCUCGUUCCCCCCUCGGCGGCCUCGGGCCGGUGCCCGGCGGUCCCCUUUCCGUUUGUGCCGUGGGUUUUGUUUUCUUGCCUUUCCCUUUCGUUCGGCGGGGGCCGGGUGGCGGUGCCGGUGGGUCACCCCAGCGGGGCUGGAGUGGGGUAGCCCUUCCCCAGAGCCAAAGCACGGAUGGGAAGGCAGCGGGGCCAUCCCCUGGGCUGGUCGGGGUGCUGCCGCCCGUGGGGAGGUAGGGUGAGGGGGACACGCUACAGCUGAGCCCCGCGGGGAGCCCUCCCCUCCGCAGCACAGGGUCCCCUGCGCCGAACGUGCCUCCUCCGCUGUGGGUGGGCUGGGGAGCGUGUCACGCCAAACAGCCUCAUGAGCAAUGCUGCUUCUCUCAGUUUUGGUUUU
Molecule: messenger RNA, 1251 nt
Organism: Gymnogyps californianus (California condor)
Lineage: Eukaryota; Metazoa; Chordata; Aves; Accipitriformes; Cathartidae
Gene: CCDC134
Product: coiled-coil domain containing 134
Exons: 7
Coding region: 112-801 (229 amino acids)
Source: RefSeq, a predicted model, not a curated record